Ustilago hordei is the source of this 492-nucleotide messenger RNA. RefSeq lists its product as uncharacterized. The record is from RefSeq and is a predicted model, not a curated record. Bases 1 to 492 code for a protein of 163 amino acids. Lineage: Eukaryota; Fungi; Basidiomycota; Ustilaginomycetes; Ustilaginales; Ustilaginaceae. The transcript has 3 exons.
AUGCCAAGCGUUCACAUCAACCACCGUAUGCACCAGUACACGCUCAUUCCUCGCGAGCGGCCGUGUCAGCGUUCACCCUUAAGCAACAAAACCUAUCACGACGAUGAGGCAAACAAGUCGUCUAGCCACCGCUCCCUCAUGGAAGCUGAAUCUUUCGCACCAGACCUGCCGCCGGCUUCUCUCCCCAUCCGGUCAAUGAGCGGAGCGGUGGACAGACCGGUGCUCAGUGGACCGAGUUAUGGAAAAGAUGCAUGCGUAAGGAGCAUCGCAAGCUCUGCCUAUGGAUCCAAGACAGCAGAAGGACAUCGCAUUUCCACCAAGUGCUCCGACGUUGGACGGACCUAUGGACCAACACGACGAAAGAGUUUCCCAUUUGCGUUUGAUGUGACGCUCACUGCUCACGGCUGCGAUCCUUGCGAUACCGGAAAGUACCUGCGCUCUCUGACCGAGGCUUUGUCAACCGACCCAAUCAAUCGUUGGGACGAAGCCUGA